Molecule: messenger RNA, 327 nt
Organism: Leishmania braziliensis MHOM/BR/75/M2904
Lineage: Eukaryota; Euglenozoa; Kinetoplastea; Trypanosomatida; Trypanosomatidae
Exons: 1
Coding region: 1-327 (108 amino acids)
Source: RefSeq, a predicted model, not a curated record
AUGUCCCGACCGAAGCAGCGAGCGGCGGAGGUAACGCUGCAUCACUUCUUUAAAACAGAGCGCGUCGUCCGCCUGGAGUGCGAGCGGCGGGAGGCCAAGGCUCGACUCAGGCUGAUCGACACCAUGUCCGGAGACUUGGACGACCAGCUGCUCUGCGUGGCGCAGUUCAAGAAGGAGUGGCUGCAGAGCCGACGUGUGUUGGAGGAAGCCAGGCAGGCCAUUCUGCAGGAGGAAUCCUCCAACCGUGCAGAUGUGGAGGACGAGUACAGGAGAACGACCAAGAGGGUGAUACGCCACUGUCAUCCGUUAGGUACUCCUGCAGGAUAA